This is a messenger RNA of Trichosporon asahii var. asahii CBS 2479, 567 nucleotides long. RefSeq lists its product as uncharacterized. Lineage: Eukaryota; Fungi; Basidiomycota; Tremellomycetes; Trichosporonales; Trichosporonaceae. The record is from RefSeq and is a predicted model, not a curated record. The transcript is spliced from 2 exons. Bases 1 to 567 code for a protein of 188 amino acids.
AUGGAGCUCCCGAUCACAGACGCCCUCGCGAACCACCCGUACUUCCGGCAGUGCCUUGCUCUGACCGAGUCGCGCGAGAACAAGAGCGUCGCCGGCCCCGAUGUCCUCGUCGAGGCGGGCGAGCUCAUGGAGGCCGUCGACAAGGACAGCAACGCGACCGCGCAGCAGAAGAGGGACGCGAAGGCGCUCCUCAACUUUGUCGCUCCCAACAAGAACUGGGACGAGGACACUGUGUCCAAGUACUUCCAAACGGCGAUUCUGCGGUACUACGACCGACGCACGAGCGACCAAAAGUCGUUCGAGGAGGCCAUCAUCCGGUUCACGGAGAUGGUGGGGCGGCAGCACCCCUCGACGUCGGCGGUGGCGGGCGCGAUGGGCGCGGGCGCGCGCGCAGCCGCCGCAACAGUGAAGAACGAGACGCCCGAGGAGGCCGAGAAGCGCAAGGCGAAGAACAAGAAGAAGGCGCUGCAGAAGAAGAACAAGGCGAAGGAGCGCAAGGAGCUCGGAUUGCCGCCCAAGGUCAAGGAGCCGAGGGAGGACCCGAAGCUUUAUGAUGAUAUUGACUAG